AAAAUCAUCACAAGAAGGAGAUUUUGACAUCCGUCGCACUGCCAACUUUUCAUCCCACGCAUUUGACAAGUUUUUGUUAUCUGCGCGUUCUCUCCUUGAUCCGAUCGGGGGAUUGAUGGCAACCACUGUGUAUCUUACUGUAGUGAUCAUGCAAACGAGUUAAACUGCACAGCAAAAGCACACAAGUGCCGUCCCCCCCGUCGUCCCAGAUCAUGGAAUAGGUCAAGGAGGGCAAAAGAGAGAGAAAGGGAAAUGCCCGGCCAAAAUAAUAAUCCCCCAGGUCUAUAAAAGCUGGCAACUGUUCCGCCCUUCCACUUUUGUUCCUCCAAGUUCCCCACAAGCACUAACUACCCAAAGCUACUACACUCUUUUUGUACCUCAUUAUACCCUCAAAAUGGUUCGCUUGACUUCCUUCCUCUGCCUCGUGUUGGCAUCUGUUGCCUCGGCUUCCCCAGUGUUGCAAAAGCGUGCUGGUGAUGUCAUCCCCGGCCAGUACAUUAUUACCUUCAAGGAAUCCAACAACUUUGCCCCCCGGAACGUUGACGCUCUCAUCAACGACAUCCUCGGCUCAGUCAAGACUGACCUCCGUCGCGCAGAGUCGGCCGAACUCCUCCACAAGUACGACUUUGGUAGUGGCCAGCUCCAAGGUUUCGCUGCAAAGUUGGAAGCCGAUGCUCUCACAAAGGUCCAGGCUCACCCCGAAGUUCAGGCCAUUGAGCCCGACACCGUCGUCACGCUCGAGGCCACCCAGAGUGGCUUGGACAGGGGCUUGUGGGGUAUUGAUUCCCUCGACGGCCGCGUUGACGGCUCAUACACCUACCCCGACAGCGCUGGCGCUGGUGUAGACGCCUACGUCAUCGACACUGGUGUGACCGUCAACCACCCUGACCUUCGCGGCCGCGCAACCUGGGGUGCUUCCUUCACCGGUGAAUCCGGACAGACCGACGGAAACGGCCACGGUACCCACGUGGCUGGUACCAUCGGUGGUAGCACCUACGGUGUUGCCAAAAAGGUCAACAUCAUUGGUGUCCGUGUCCUUGGUGCCGACGGAAGUGGCUCUAACUCCGGGGUUGUUGCGGGUAUGAACUGGGUCGCUGACAGGGCGAGAUCGACUGGACGCAAGUCUGUUGCCAACAUGUCCCUUGGUGGUAGCAAAUCUUCGGCCACCGACAACGCUGCCCGUGCUUUGAUCAACGCCAACGUUGCAUUGGCCGUUGCUGCCGGUAACUCUGCAAAGGACUCGUGCACUGGAUCUCCCUCCAACGUCAAGGAAGCUUUCACCGUCGCCGCCUCGGAUGUGAACAACAGGUUUGCCUCCUUCUCCGAGUUUGGUCCCUGUGUUGACAUUAUCGCCCCCGGUGUUCAAAUCAAGUCUGCAUGGAACAACGGUGGCACCAACACCAUCUCUGGUACCAGCAUGGCCACUCCCCACGUUACCGGUGCUCUUGCCGUUGCCUACAGCCAGCGCUCCUUCUCCUCCCCCGCGGAAGCUUUCCAAUUCAUCCUCAGCAAGGCCAAGACCAACGCCAUCUCUGGUGUUCCCUCUGGUACUCCCAACAAGUUCCUCCAGAUCUAGAUUUCUAGAGUAGCGGUAGUUGCUUUGGGGUAGACAUUUUACCUUUCCUUGACUAGCAGGCUCCAGUUAAGGAUUAGACAUUAGUAUGAUUCUAUGCGUCUGUGGAUAUUGAGCAGACAUCAAUAAAAUGUCUCGUGAUAAACA
Spizellomyces punctatus DAOM BR117 is the source of this 1720-nucleotide messenger RNA. RefSeq lists its product as uncharacterized. Gene Ontology annotation, molecular function: serine-type endopeptidase activity. Bases 395 to 1576 code for a protein of 393 amino acids. The transcript has 3 exons. Gene Ontology annotation, biological process: proteolysis. The record is from RefSeq and is a predicted model, not a curated record. NCBI's taxonomy places the organism in Eukaryota, Fungi, Chytridiomycota, Chytridiomycetes, Spizellomycetales, Spizellomycetaceae.